UUCGCAACGGAGCAGUGAGAGUACUUCGCUCUUCUUUAACAUUCUGUUUUGUAAUUCACUUCAUUAAUAAAUAAUACUUAGCCUACUCGCUGUCAUGGCGGAAUCUACAGCUUGCCCCGCAUUCCAAUUGGGGAUACCUCGUUAUGAUCAGAGCCGCUUUUAUGGCAGGUUGAGACACUUUCUGGAUGUGAUCGACCCCCGCACCCUUUUUGUGUCAGAGAGUCGUCUUAAUGAGUGUAUGAAACUUCUGGAUGAUUUUAAACAUGGGACACUUCCACCUGGAGUGACAAAUGGGCAGCUUUGGGAUGCUCAGAAAAUCAAGCAGGCCAUCAUUCACCCUGAUACAGGGGAGAAGAUCUUCAUGCCAUUUCGGAUGUCAGGUUAUGUCCCGUUUGGAACACCAAUAGUAGUGGGCCUCCUCCUUCCUAAUCAAACUCUCGGAUCAACAGUGUUCUGGCAGUGGCUGAACCAGAGUCACAACGCUUGCGUUAACUUCUCCAACCGCAAUGCCACGAAGCCAACGCCGGCCUCCAGGUUCGUCCAGGGCUACCUGGGUGCAGUGACGAGUGCGGUCUCCAUCGCAGUGGGGCUGAAUGUUAUGAUCCAGAAAGCCCAGAGGUUCAGUCCGGCGACUCGUCUACUGGUACAGAGGUUCAUUCCCUUUCCAGCUGUCGCUGGUGCCAACAUCUGCAAUGUGGGCCUUAUGAGGCACAAUGAGCUGGCAGAGGGCAUUGAUGUGCUGGAUGGCAAUGGCAACGUGGUGGGCUCCUCCAAGAUCGCUGCCAAGCACGUGAGUGGCACUGGGGAGGGCCCAGCAGGCCAAGAGAGGGUCACCCCAGAAUCUUCAGAUGAGAUUCUCUGCUUCUUAACUACAGGAUGUUCUGGCACUUAUAGAGACAGCUCUGACUCGAGUGGUGCUACCCAUGCCAAUUAUGGUGUUCCCUCCCAUGAUAAUGGCUUUCCUGGAAAAACUCCCUCUCCUGCAGACCCACAGGAGGCUGGUUCUGCCCGUACACAGUCUUGUGUGUCUGGUAGCGUUUGGCCUGUCUUUGCCUGUGGCCAUCAGCCUCUUCCCGCAGAUGUCCCAGAUUGAGGUGUCCCAGCUAGAGCCAGAGAUCGCCAAGGCAACAGACAGCAAGGUUGUCACCUACAACAAGGGUCUGUAGCCAAUGGCAGCGGAGACAUGAAAGGAGGAUGCGAAACAUGAGGGAAUCUUGCACUUUUGUUAUGCAGUCAAGGUCUUCCCAUCAGCUACCACCAGGUGGCGAUACUCCCAACAUGAUCCUUUUUUAAUGUAGCAUAGACACAGAAAGGCAGAUACCGUAGAGUUUAUGACAGUGUUAUCUGGUGUUGUGUGAAGUGGGCAAAACCACUGAGGAGGAAUAAUCAACAAUGGAAUAAGUCCUAUGAUUUUGCAUUUGGGGGAAGCCCUGGUGUAUUAGUGUGGGGAAACAGUAACAGUUUCAAUCAGCUGGGCAUAGACCACUGAGGGAUGUAACUGACCAAGUGUUAACAGUCGCACUCUAAAGAAUGCUUACAGUAAGUAACUGGACUGUAACACAUUAAUAACUUUUGUUAGUAUUUUCCUUUAGUGAUUGGCAGAAAUGCUCCUGAGUUUGUCUUCCCAUCAUUAACUUUCCUUUUAUUUCAGCUCAUGCUGAAAUCAGUGUUUUUAAGUUAUUGCAUGCCAUGUGGUGUCCAGGGGUCAAGAAAGCUUGGAUCUUACACAUAAGACUCCUGUUCAAAUCCAUGCAAACCAUUUUCCCUAUCCCUGAUUGUGAACCCUGAUUGUGCAAGCCUCACGCAAAUGCACACAUGCUCUCACAUUCUUACAUGAAUGCACACUCCCUUAAAUUCACGUGCUGACAAUCAGACACAUUUAAAUACACACUAAAUCACGUGAACAAAAUCGCCACCUUUACGUGUGUACACACUGUAAAGGUCAACACCCCUACCCAAACAAUUUUACCGCAACACUCGUUUGACAUAACUAUGCAAAAACCAUACAGUUCUGCUCACCAGAAGUGCCCCUAGGCUAACACUGCCAACUGCUCCAGGCUCCAAAACUGAGCCCUGAAUGAAGCUUGCUAUGUCAUAUUUUUUAUUUGCAACAAUAAUUUCACAUGGCUGCACAUAACUAAUUUACUGUACGAGGUACAGAUACAGAAAUCCCACCAAAAUAGUUUGGAAAAUACCUACAGUUGUGUUCAAAAUAAUAGCAGUCCAACAUGACUUACCAGAUCAAUCACUGUUUUUGGUAGAAAAUAUAUUACUACAUGGCAAAUAAUUUACCAGUUGGUGUAGUAGAGUCAUAGAAAACAAACAGACCCAACAUUCAUGAUACACAUGCUCCUGAGUCUGUGUAAUUGAAUAAUUAAUUGAAAGAGGCGUGUUCAAAAUAAUAGCAGUGUGGAGUUCAAUUAGUGAGGUCAUUCAUUCUGUGAAAAAACAGGUGUGAAUCAGGUGGCCCUUAUUUAAGGAUGAAGCCAGCACGUUUGCAUGCAUUUCUCUCUGAGAACCUGAAAAUGGGUCGUUCCAGACAUUGGUCAAAAGAACAGCGUACUUUGAUUAAAACGUUGAUUGGAGAGGGAGAAACGUAUAAAGAAGUGGAGAAAAUAAUAGGCUGCUCGGCUAAAAUGAUCUCCAAUGCUUUAAAAUGGAAAGCAAAACCAGAGAGACGUGGAAGAAAACGAAAGACUACCAUUCGAAUGGAUCGAAGAAUAGCCAGAAUGGCAAAGACUCAGCCAAUGAUCAGCUCCAGGGUGAUCAAAGACAGUCUGAAGUUACCGGUGAGUACUGUGACAAUUAGAAGAUGCCUGUGUGAAGCUAAUCUAUCGGCAAGAAGCCACCGCAAAGUCCCACUGUUAAAAAAAAAAAAAAAGACACGUGCUGAAGAGGAUACAAUUUGCCAAAGAACACAUCAACUGGCCUAAAGAGAAAUGGAGAAACAUUUUGUGGACUGAUGAAAGUAAGAUUGUUCUUUUUGGGUCCAAGGGACGCAGGCAGUUUGUCAGACGACCACCAAACACUGAAUUCAAGCCACAGUACACUCUGAAGACAGUGAAGCAUGGUGGUGCAAGCAUCAUGAUAUGGGGAUGUUUCUCUUACUAUGGUGUCAGGCCUAUUUAUCGCAUACAAGGGAUCAUGGAUCAGUUUGCCUAUAUCAAAAUACUUGAAGAGGUCAUGUUGCCUUAUGCCGAAGAGGAAAUGCCCUUGAAAUGGGUGUUUCAACAAGACAACGACCCCAAACACACCAGUAAGCGAGCAGCAUCUUGGUUCCAGACCAACAAAAUUAAAGUUAUGGAGUGGCCAGCCCAAUCCCCGGACCUUAAUCCGAUUGAAAACUUGUGGGGUGACAUCAAAAAUGCUGUUUCUGAGGCAAAACCAAGAAAUGCAGAGGAAUUGUGGAAUGUUGUCAAAUCAUCCUGGGCUGAAAUACCUGUUCAUAGGUGCCAGAAGUUGGUCGAUUCAACACAGAUGUGAAGCAGUUCUCAGAAACCGUGGUUAUACAACUAAAUAUUAGUUUAGUGAUUCACAGGAAUGCUAAAUCCUGAAGAUUUUUCAGUUUAUACAGUAAAUAUUUGAGUUUGUAAAGAAAAAUGCAGACACUGCAAUUUUUUUGAACAGCCCAAUAUUCAUUUUUCUUCAUUUUCUGUAAAGUAAUUAAAAAAUGGACACAUUUUUCUUCAUGUUUUGAUUUAGGAUAUAAUGUGCAGUGUUCCCAAUGCAUCGAAAUAAAAACUAUUAUAAGGAUUUUGAGCUUUACUCACAUUUUUAAACACACUGCUAUUAUUUUGAACACAACUGUACAAAUGUGACUUUAAUAUUAAAUAGAAUUAAAUAUCUGCUGAUAUGAACAUAACAUUUUUUUAAUAUUAACUAUAGUGUGAUAAUGUUCAGUAUAUGAUUUGUCAGACACAUUAUGAAAUGUCCUGAUUUCAUUCUGUUGAACUGAGUCAACGUUUCUUGCUUUCUCAUUUAAUAUCAAAAGUGGACGUGCACUUUGUGUUUAAACAAACUUCUCUUCCUGCAUUAAAGAUAUUUGAUAUGAAUUAACAUAUGGACUGAAUGCUUAAAAAUGUUGAAUAAUAAUAUAUUUAUACACAGUU
This is a messenger RNA of Conger conger (European conger), 4109 nucleotides long. RefSeq names its product sideroflexin 5b (gene sfxn5b). The transcript has 14 exons. Gene Ontology annotation, molecular function: citrate transmembrane transporter activity; monoatomic ion transmembrane transporter activity. NCBI's taxonomy places the organism in Eukaryota, Metazoa, Chordata, Actinopteri, Anguilliformes, Congridae. Bases 95 to 1093 code for a protein of 332 amino acids. Gene Ontology annotation, biological process: citrate transport; mitochondrial transmembrane transport; monoatomic ion transport. Gene Ontology annotation, cellular component: mitochondrial inner membrane. The record is from RefSeq and is a predicted model, not a curated record.